UUGUUACGGUUUGGUGAUGUGAAGUUAUUUUGUUGAUUAAAUUUAUGAAAAGGCUCUUCUAAUAAGCUGAAAAUAAGUGACGACAUCACUACUGUUAUGUUUUUUAUUUGUGAUAAUAAGAAAACAUGAUUCUAUAGUUUAUGUUGGAAUUUAAAUCGCUAAGAUCGCCACGCCUGUUGUUCACGGCGAUGCGCCCACAAGUUACUCAAUUCAAGUACGCUAUUUAUGUGUUUCACAUAUAGCGAGAAAGGCUUCACAAAUGAUUCUAUGUAUAAUUUAACUCAACUAGAAUCCUUGUCUUUCUUUAUUAAAAACCAUGGAACUUUUUCUAAUUUUAUCCUUCGUUUCACUGGUGUCUGCUUAUGAUAAAGCUUCCUUUUAUGGAGCCAGUUAUAUAUCUUAUCCACUUCAAGAGGCCAAAGGAAUUACAGAUAUAAGUUUUCGGUUUCGAACUCACUUGUCCGAUGCUUUGUUAUUACUGGCAGCUGGAAAAACAGACUAUUGCAUGAUUCGCUUGGAAGGUGGUCGUCUAAAACUGCACAUCAAUCUUGGUGCUGGCGAGAGUGAACUGUCGUCUCCUAAAGGCAUACACCUAAAUGACACUCAGUGGCAUCAUGUCAGUAUUGUGAGGAGAGAAGCUAAUCUCACCAUGAAGGUUGAUGACAGUGCUGUUAAAAAGAAGCUACCUGGAAGAUUCUUUGAGCUCAACAUACAUUUUGGAGUAUUUCUAGGAGGCCAGGGUGACUUCUCCGAGUUGUUCUUGGGUCAUAUGGAGAACUUCAGGGGAUGUAUGGAAGAUGUAUUUUACAAUGGUGUUAAGAUAAUAGAUAAAGCUCGAAGUCGCAGCGGCUCAGUCCAUGUGGAGGGAGUCACUUGGAACUGUGCACCCGAGUUCGACGCCGACAUCAAUUCUGACAUCAGUUUCGUUGACGAAGGAGCUUAUUUAAUAUUGCCGAAGAUCAAUUCCAGGGCUGGAGGAAGAUGGAACAUAGAAUUCAAGACGAUAACCCAAAACGCUAUAAUUCUAUACAAUUCUGGAGGCGGUCGUGGGUCCGAUUUCUUGGCUGUGGAGAUUUUGGAUGGAGUAGUUCGAGUCAAAAUGGCGCGCGGUCAGAUUGUACACACAUUGAGGAUCAAUGAUGGACAAUGGCACAAGAUGCAUUUGACAUUCAACCCUUCACUCAUUGAGUUAACCGUGGACAACAUAGCCAUGAGCACCCGAAUCGAGAGCGGGGGGACGAGAUACCUCGAUUUAUCCGACUCUUUCUAUCUCGGCGGGAUUGAGAGUGAGAAACGACAGCGAGCCUUCGCUAAGGGAAUCAAGGCGGCUGAUUCUAGUAUUAUGGGCUGCAUAAAACCGAUCGAAGUAGACGACAAGAUCUUCGGCCUCCCCAACGCAGUUGUCACCUAUGGAGUGAGCCCUAAAUGUGUCUGGUUUUAUCCUUGUCACGCCAAUCCUGCUAACCCGCCUUGCGUGCCAUCAGCUACGUGCGAACAACAUGGCGUCGACCAUUUCACGUGCAAAUGUGACUCCGAUCUGUGCAUCAAUCCCGAUUACGCUGAGAAAUAUAAAGUUUACUCAAAAUCCAGCAGCGAACUUGAACUCGUAGCCCUCUACCCCCUCACAGUCCAAGAAGGUGGCGUUGCAGUUAUAACCACACAAAACAUAGAUGUGAUCCUCGACCAUCAUAAAUAUGGCGUUAGGCCUUCAGGGGUCCUUCUACACGUGGCCACAUCGCCACAGCACGGGAGGAUAGCAGUGGAUCUAUCGCUUCAAAGGAAUUCGCCACAGUACACCAAUUAUAUAGAGGCCGUUGGGAAAAUGAAACAGUUUUUCACGCUCAUGGACCUUUCUAGGGAUAAGGUCCGUUACGUCCACGACGGUUCCGAGAACCAUCAAGACGCCAUAGUCCUCGACAUGGAGCUGAUUCCGGAGACCAAGUUCACACUACCCAGCUACCUUCAAGGCAGAAACACGUUCGUCCUCCACGUGAACGUCACCCCGGUUAAUGACCCCCCAGUGUUGAACCUGCUGCCGGGGAAGGUGCUGAGGCUUACACAGGGAACAAGAAAAGUGAUCACAUCUGACAUACUGAAAGCAGAAGAUCCCGAUACGCCGCCUGAAGAUCUUCUGUACACUGUCUUGCAUGGAAAAAAUGAAGUGGGCAGUGGUCACAUAGAAAUGUCUGGCCAGCCAGUGGACUCUUUCACCCAGCAAGAUAUAAACGCCGGAGUAAUUUCAUACGUGCACGGCUCAACAACGGACAAACAGCUGAACAAGACUUCUCUAAGGCUGACCUUACAGGUAUCGGACGGCAUCGAGACGAGCGGGCCAGGCAUCCUUCGGGUGUCAGUGGUGCCACUUCAAGUGCGCCUGGUGAACAACACCGGCUUGCAAUUGGUGCACAAUUCCUAUGCAAUUAUCACCGCUGACAACCUCACUUUCACCACCAACGCUGAUGAAACUAACGUGCAAGUCAAAUACGACAUAGUAAAACCGCCUCAGUUCGGCGUGGUAGAACGCCUUCGUGUGCUGGACGGUACUUGGCAGACGGUGGAUUCUUUCACCAACGAUAUGGUUAAUUUUGGCCGGGUUAGGUACAUGCACCUACUUGGCAACCCAUCUCACGACGAGUUCAAGUUCAAAGCAUCGGUAGGCUCUGUACGAACGAAUACCCUAUACGACUUUCGAUUGACGUUCAUAAAACUCGAAUUACACCAGUCAGUAAACGAAGAACUAGUUCUGAACAAUACAAGAGAAGCUUUCAUAUCAUCACAGCAUUUACUGUUCAAAACCAAACCCCUAGCUCUGCCCAAUGACCGAAUUCAAUACACGAUAUUACGCGCGCCCAAAUACGGCAUCCUCCAUCUUUCAUUAGGAAAACACCAUUUACAAACGCAUAGCACUUUCACUCAACAACAUAUAGAUACGGACCAACUAUGGUAUCGAUUACAUAGAAGAGCUUAUUCACAUAUACAAGACGAGUUCUCAUUCGUGGUCGGUGCGACGGAAUGUGAAAAUAUAACUGGAGUUAUGACUAUAAGACAUAUACCUGCGACGACGACCGCCGAACAUUCGCAAGGACGCAUGCGAAUGACCUUGGAACGAUUACAAGUGACAGAAGGAUCAAGAAUGGUCAUUCCAGCAACACAUUUAAAUUUCCGUACGGAUGCCGUCACGAAUCUAGUAUUUAACAUCACCCGUUUGCCGAAACACGGCAAAGUUGAAGUGAUCAAUGAGAACUUGAAAAUUAUAAGGGAUAAUACAACCUACUUCACUUUGCAAGAGUUGAACUCUGACAGGGUUUAUUACUCGCACGACGAUUCAGAGAGUAAGCAUGAUUCGUUCCAUUUCAUGGCUCUGAGUCCUGAGCCGGAAGAUUUUCAAUACGUCGGAGUGUUUCAUAUAGAUAUUAUACUGAAGAACGAUAACAGUCCUGUGCGUACUAAUAACAAUGUAUUCCAUAUUGUUCACGGCGGUGCUAGACUGAUAACUUCAAGGGAUUUGAGUUAUUCUGAUGCGGAUUUGGAUACAAAACCAUCGGAUAUUAUUUACACAGUGCAACGGAACACGAACGAUCCUCCUAAUGGUGGCAUAUUCAGAGCCGACAAUCCUUCGGAGCAGAUAGCAACGUUUUCUCAAGACGAUAUAAAUAAAAACUUAGUUUUAUUCAAGCAUCAGGGUAAGGAGUAUGGGAAGAUGGCUUUUUGGAUUUCUGAUGGGUUGUUCGAUGUGAACGGAAACUUGGAGAUCCAGGCGUCACCGCCGUUUAUAAGGAUGUACCCGACAAACGGGUCUAUUGUUGAGAAUGGAAAGGCAGUGGUCAUCACAACAAGGGAAAUGCAGGUGGACACGAACAUGAAUUGUCUAGAAGAGGAUAUCCGUUACGAGGUGACUCUCGAGCCCAAACACGGGACUAUCGAGGUGGGAGAAGGCCAGGGUGCUUUCACCUUCACUCAGUUGGACGUGGCGGCCGGUCGGGUCGCUUAUAGGCAUCGCGAGCCUGAUACCCCUGUGGACCAAUUUAGGUUCAAAGUGAUGUGCCUUGACACUUGGGGCGAAGGCACCUACCCGAUCAAGAUAUACCCAUCGAGCUACUGGGAGCCACUUAAGGUCACCACGAACCGGCCGCUGGUGGUAGAAGAGUCUACUAGUGUCAAUAUCUCUAGGGAUGUGCUUGAGGUGAUGCACCCUCAAAUCGAGCCUUCCAACAUCGUAUACAAAGUCACUGAAGGGCCCUACUACGGUUGGCUCGAAAUCACUUCGACACCGCUCUCGUUCGAACUCGAAAACUACGAGGAGCCCGUUCACACCCGCGUUUUCGACCAAUCAAUUAUAAACGUCAACCGUUUAAUGUACGUCCAAUCUGGAGUGAAUCGCACUAGAGACAGAAUAAAAAUGGACGUUACCAACGGCAUUGUUUGGUUGAGAGAUGUCGAAUUGACAAUAAUAAUAAUACCCGAACAUUUCUACGUGAUCGCGACGAAUUUGACGGUUGUUGAAGGGGAAAUAGUGAGCGUCAGACCGGAUUUGUUCAGAACGAUAACGGAUUACUAUCGUGGGAAAGUCGUGUCGUAUAAAGUGAUCGAGAAACCGAAGUACGGGAAAAUAGUGAUGGGCGAUCAGGAGUUAGCUUUGUUGCCGGUUUUGAAACUCAACUCGGGAAAUAUACAGUACAUAAAUGACGGCUCAGAAGAAUAUCUGGACACAUUCAAGCUUCAAGCUAUAACUGAAAGCGGGAAGGAAUCUGAACCAUUCCUAGUGUAUAUCAAUAUAAUGCCAGUGAACGACGAAACGCCUAUAGUGGCUGCUAACACGGGUUUGUGCGUUUGGGAAGGCGGCACUUUUACGUUUACCAGGAACGAGUUGUAUGUGAACGACAUAGAUACGCCUCUGGAAAACGUGACCAUCCGAGUGGUUGACAUCAUAUCAGGUUACAUAGCGAUGAGUGGCGCCCAAGACGUGGCCGUAGAUCACUUUACCCAGGCCGAUAUUGAUAGGGGACAUGUUUUGUUUGUCCACAAAGAGGGAUCAAAAGGCAAAAUGAUAUUCAACGUAACGGACGGUCUUCACGAAUUAUCAAAAAUAACUUUCCUUAUCACAACUAAACCGGUUUCUCUCAAAUUAAUCAGAAAAAAUAACCUAAGAGUGUUUCCUCUCAUGAGGGAGCCAUUGAAUAACUACUUCCUAAUGUCCAAAUGCUCAGAUUUGACGCGAACGAUUAUAUACAAAGUUGAUCGCGCUCCAACACUGGGCAGACUUGUCAUGUUGAACGGAGAAAACCAUCACAGGUCAAUAAAACAAUUCUCCCAACAAGAUGUCAAUAAUUCCGUAGUGUGCUACGAACAUACACAUCCGUUUUCCGAUUUGUAUACGAAUGACUCAUUCAUUUUCACGGUUGAAGCACCUCUAGCCAAACCGAUUACAGAUCAAGUUUUUAAUAUCGAUAUAUCGGUUUCUACCGGAGGAUUAGCGAAAUACGUUUACGUGCCUCAAAUCAAAGUACAAGAAGGUGAUAAAGUGCCAAUACAUGUGAAUGUUACUAAUGUUAUCGCGUAUUUAGAAACGCAGGCUGGUUUGAGACAGCCGCAGGUAGAGGCGCAAUGGUCUCAGCCGGCCCACGGGGAGCUAAAGCCUCCGAUGACGUCAUUAACCCAGUCACAACUUGAAGGGGGAGUCGUGAACUAUGAACAUGACGAUUCAGACACCUUACGCGAUAAAAUCGACAUGGCAUUGUUUCUAUUGCCCGAUUAUGUCCUCCUUUGUAACAUAACUAUUCCGAUACACAUAAUACCAGUGAAUGAUCAACCGUUUAGAUUGCUAACUGACACGCCGCAGAUACAAGUGGUACAAGGCGAGAAUUAUACCAUAACUAGAAAAGAUUUGUUAACUGAAGACGCCGAUACUGGGCCAUCAGGUAUCUUAUACGACAUUAUUAGCGGUCCCACCCAAGGAAGAAUAGUGAUGUUAGACAAAAACCAGACUAUAGAUGAGGCCCAAAGCAUAAACAAGUUUACACAAGAAGAUAUCAAUAAUGGCAGAGUGAUUUACGAACAUUCUGGAAUGCUGCAAACGGCCACAUUUUAUUUCAGAGUUUGGGAUGGUCAAUUUAAGCCCACGUACACAGUGUUUACAAUAGAUGUUAUACCAGUAAUACUCAACGCUACUUCGAUGCGUCCGAUCAGCUUGCAGCAAGGUUCGAACGUAGCGACCGUAUCUCCAGACCAAAUAUACAUAGAAACGAAUGCGGCUAUAACAAAAGUUUGGUACAAUAUAACUCGCCAACCUUUGCACGGUAUGAUCUACGUCGGAAGAAAUCCAGUGAACUACUUCUCUCAUAAAGAUUUAGUCGAUAGAGUUGUCAUUUACAUGCAGAACGAUAUGACCACCGCUAACGAUAGUUUUGAUCUCAUAGCGUACGUUCACAAUAGUAAUUCUACGCGCCCAUUUACGAUAGGCGUGACAGUUCAGCCUUUGAUGAAACCAUUGGGCGAUUUGCGAGUCGAAGGCGACAAGGCAAAGAUAACUUUGAACAUAAUGGACGCUACGGGAUUGGCCGAUUUGACUGCGAGUGAUCCGGUGUAUACGAUAUUACGUAAACCGAGAUACGGUGCGAUCAAGAAGAUAAUUAGAAGUUCUGGGGAGAAAACUAGUGCGAGGGAGAGGGAAGUAGCGUAUUUCACUCAUGAAGAUAUAAAGGCGGGCGUGAUAUAUUACGUUAGUAAAAGGAAACAGGAAUUGAACAGUGUCGAGGAUAGCUUCAGGUUUCUGUUGGCGGCAUCGAUUUUCCAGCCCGCGGCGGGGGAUGUCAGGGUGUUUAUAGGGAAUAGGCCGAAGAAGAAUCUGCCGGGGCCCAAUGAUCCAGAGAGCCAUGAAGGUGUUCCUGUAGCAAACGGCGAAACAGCGUCUUAUUAUAUGAUGAUUCUCAUGGCGCUCUCUGGUACUGUACUCGCCAUUUUAGUGAUAUUCGGGCUGCUCAAAUGCCGCAGAUUCUUGCUUCGGGAUCAGAACGCGUUGGUUAAGAUUCACGGGCAAAGCCAGGGGGCGGUUGCUCCUAUACCGCUUCCUCGGCCGCCUGAUCAUUUGAUGCCGUCGCCUGCGCAAGGGACGCCGCCUAUCAAACGAUACGUGUCAUCUGAACAAUCGGUGCACACUGGCGCCAGUACCCCCUUGCCUUCGGGCGGCAGCGUCGCGUGCAAAGUGACUCCCCUAGCAGACCCCAUGCUGCCUGAUCUUAACGCUCGCUAUCCGUACGGCGCUGACGAUCACACUGACGCGGAAGACUGGAGUAGUUACGAAGCGAGCGAGACUGCUUACCCAAUCAGAGCGCCGGGCGUGGCGCCCGCGAAUCCGAUGCUUCGACGCAACCAAUACUGGGUCUGACCCAAGGACACAUUCACACUGCCUAGGGUUCCUAAACCUGUAACGCUGACACAAAACUCAGGAUGCGUGACGUUAACCCGUCGUUUGCAAGAGAGACGGGUCGAGUUGGUCCCGACGCCGUUCCUACUCAGCAACUACAAGGUUAAACAUGCCAACAGAGAGGUCACCUUGUAAGCUGUCUUACAUUACCAUAUUUUUGACAAUCUGCCACCCCCUUAUUCACAAAUGUUGAUAAGCUAUAGGUCUUAUUAACUCUCUCUUUCUAUCAAUUCGGAUAGCCAACAAGAUAGUAAGAGAUAAUAGAUAAGACAAGUCUUUUCAGGCUUCGUGAAUAGACCUCCCCAUCGUACUGUUUAAAAUAUUUGUUAUUUAAAAUGAGGCAUGCGAGCAUGCCUUUACAAAAAAUUAACAGCGAAAAACACGAUUUGUGUCUUUUAAUCCAACGAAUAUCGUUUAUGACGAAUAUUAUUGAUGGUUUGCCGUUACAUGUUACCUAUCGAAUUUAGUAAUAUAUAAUUACAGUUUUCGACAUAGUUUUAGACAUAACGAAAUAUUGCAAUGUUUUUGAUGAAGUGUGGACAGGAGCAAAUAUCGUUAUGAAGGAACAGUUACUGGAUUGAAAGUAAUAAUUUUGUUUCAACAGCACAUUUGUGAUUUUAGUCAGGUUUCACAAAGCGUGAUAAAGUACAAAUUCUUUACUGUAAUAGAGAUGACAAUGAAUAAAUAGGGCAUUCAAAAAAGGCGACCGUAUCGCGUUCUGUCUACUUAUAAUUUUAUUCAAAUAUUACGUUAGUACACACACAUUAGUAUUAACUUUUAACGAAAUUUGGUCUUGGUCACUUCUCCGAGCAAAAUGUAAAGACAGGAAAAUUGUCGACGGGUUUGUAUGCGUUGUGAGUAGAAAAAGAUCGUGUCAUUGCGUUUAGUAUUAGAAUAGAGGUUAGAUAGUUCUAGUGAUAAAUUUUGAAAGUAUUUAUAGUCCACAGGUUAAUUUGAUAAUAGUAAGAAAAUUGAGUAAAAUCAGAAAAUAUUUUUUCACUCUUUUGGUAAUUUUCCAAAAUCCAUGAUGUUUUUGUUUUAAUUAUUUCAUAUUGCUUCUACCAUGUUAACUAUAUUAAAUUUCGCAUUGAAUAGAUUACAAUACAGGUCGGUCGCACGCACAAACUUAUUUUUUUGAGUAACUUUCUUUUUACUCUUACCACCUAAUUAAAAUUACAUUGUGUACCAAAAUAGACAUAGUUUAAUAGAUUUAUAAUGGAUUCUCAAAUUGCAAUAAAAACAGAAGCCUCAUCGCGUAUAAAUGCGCUUGUAAUUACAGUACAAGAUAUAUUUUUAAAUUUAUACAUCGCUUAGAGUAGUAUACGCCUAUGACUAUUGAAUCUGGCUUUAUUCUUUAUUAUAGUUACGAAUUAUAUCAGCUCUAAUAACACUAAUAGUAAGUAUAAGUAUUAUUUUAAGCCAGUUAUCCAUUAGAUGUACCAUCGAGGUAUCGGGUGGAUGACUGGUUAUAUUUUAGUAUUGCAGUAUUCAAAUGUUUAUUUACUAGUUUUAGUGGCUACUGUACUAAAAUAUCCUAUUACAUAUUACCUCAUACCAUUGAACAGACUGGAUUUUAUAAGUAAUCUGAGCAAUAAUAUAAAUGUAUGAAAAGUCCAGACUUGAAUUCGCGAUUUCAACAUGUUUAGGUUUGUUAUAAGCCAUUGCUUGAUUUCCUUUUAACGUCGCUACUGGUGGUAGCCCUCAGAUGAGGCAAAAAUGGUCAGGCAUGAAUUACAUAAACCAAAUAAAGAAAUGUGAUCAGAUCUUCGUUUGCAACAGUAAACAAUACACAAAUAUGCCAAUGAUAGUGCCAAAGCGAUACGUAUAUACACUAGUUUAUUAUUCGUUAAUAUUUUAGACUAAUUUUAUUAAAGGUUAAUUUAGAUUAAGCCCUCCUAAUGCAACCUAAGUUAAUGUUAACGGAUAAUUUUUAAUAUGUUGAAACUCUUUGUUAGAUAAGUGUGCCAUUGAAGAUGACUUAGUUUGUACUUAAAGUAUUUUAUAUUAUAGGUUUAGCGCUUAAUUAAAGUGGUACCGGGAUUUUAUUCGUGACUUAAAUUUCAAAAUGAUUGAUUUUCUUGUUAAUUUUAAAUACAUAUAGAUGCAGACACUUAAAUGACAUGUAUUUUCAUACCUAGGUACCUAUUUAGCCAAACGCUAGAAGUAUAAAUAUGUUGCCAAUAUAACGAUUUUAUACUAAAAAAAUAACUUAUUUUAUUGGGUAAAAUUAAUACAUUGAAAAUUUAUAUCUUAAAAUGUUUAAAUAAAAUAAUGUUAAUAUGAAUUAUACUCGCUUUGUCUAUGAAAAAACAUGGUGAAAGUUAAUUUUCUUACAAAGUUUAACUUUUGUAGCAUCGUAAUUUUAAAAUUGUCUCAUCGAAGCGUAAGUAUAUCAGCGCCGUAUAGACAUGACGUCUAACAAGACGAUUGGUCUGCUUUUCGUCCGUAGUACAAACCAAUAGUAUUCUUACGCUCUGUAAAAAAGUGCCUAGUUUCGUAGUUCUGUGUAAGGUUUCGUGUUUCAUAGACUUGUUUAAGGUAGGGCUCAUAGCAUUUAUAGAGAUAUAUUAAGUAUCAAGUUGGCUAUCGCAUGAGAGUUUUAUACAGUGCCAAUUUUAUUUUAUUUUCUAAAUUAUCACAAAGACUUGGACUCAUUUGUGAGUAUAUUUAUUUUGUGUCAUUUUGCCCAUUUUGCCAAAGCUUGUAUACAAGAUUGACGUGAAAAAUAAGAAAAAAAAAACAAUCGAAAAUACUCAAUUUAAAUGUUCUUAAGUACUUUAGCAUUUUGUAUGGAGUGAAUUACGAAAUAAA
Molecule: messenger RNA, 10234 nt
Organism: Amyelois transitella
Lineage: Eukaryota; Metazoa; Arthropoda; Insecta; Lepidoptera; Pyralidae
Gene: kon
Product: chondroitin sulfate proteoglycan 4
Exons: 25
Coding region: 317-7384 (2355 amino acids)
Source: RefSeq, a predicted model, not a curated record